Messenger RNA from Symbiodinium pilosum, 2478 nucleotides. Lineage: Eukaryota; Dinophyceae; Suessiales; Symbiodiniaceae. The record is from the annotation of a GenBank genome assembly.
AUGAAGGAUGGGGAGACGCAGAAGGCGGUUGCCGGCUCCGUUCACCCUUCGCCAGAGAGGCUCUGGGUUGGACCCGAACUAAGCGAGUGUGAGCUUGGCGAGAAGGGUGUCGUACACACUUUGACGGUGCGAUCUUCUGCACAGCCCAGCGCGAUUGUGGAGCUCACGCCUGGGAACCAGAGGCUUUGGGUAAGGCUGCCUCCGCACACACAAUGGGAGCAAGGCAGUGCGUUGACUGCUUGGUACGAGGUGGGCGAUCAGGUCCUGUAUCCAGGCCUAAGAGUGGAGCCACGGCCUCCGCAAUUCUUUACCUGCUCCUGCAUGGGCCGGGGCGCCUUAGUUUUCUUUGUGCUGACGCUGUGUACAUGUUUGUGUGUGCUGCCCUACGUGGUGCUGCCGCCGCUUGGCCUGGCACUGCUCAGCCUGGCGCCGGUGCUUGUUUUUGGAUCCUUCGUGCAAUUCUAUUUCCAAGUCUCUGUGAAAGUGUUGCAGAUGGUGAUCUCCUUCUUUGAGGCAAUCGCAUGGUUUUUCCCACUUGCCGUUUGCAUCUUGAUUAUAUAUUUCCCACUUGGUUGGCAAGAUUGGGUGAGCAAUUGUCAAGACACGUCUGCCGCAGAGGAGGUUAAUGUAGACUGCUUGGGCAAGAGAGCGAUACAAGCUUACCUUAUGACGGCCUUUCUGGAGGAGCUUCUGAAGUAUGUGUGUGUUCGCCGCAUACUCUGGUUCCCAUUUGUUGCAGACCCCUGGGCCUUGUGCUGCUACGGUGGCUGUGCCGGCUUGGGCUUUGCGGCACUUGAGAAUGCCCUGUAUGUGGGCACUGGCAGCUUGUUUACAGCUCUUCUACGAGCUGGCACAGCCGUUCCAAACCACUUGAUGUACGGGCUGCUGCAUGGCGCCUUCCUUGCAGAGCAGCGCUUCUCCUUGCGACCGUGUAGGGCAUCAUUCAUGCUAACUCCGCUGCUGCCCAUGCUGUUACACGGUAGCCACAACUUCUCAAUCGCCGUGUGUCAGUACGUCGACCUGUGGGUCGGGCUAGGGGCGAUGCUUUCCGUCGCUGUGUGUGCCGUUUGCACUUUGCGCGCCGCGCUUAUGCGAAUUCAGCUUCCAAUGCUCAAUGUCCAUGAGCUGAUCAAAUCAGGACUUGUCGAGGGCCCUUAUUGCUGCUGUUGCUGCCAAGGCUUCUGUGGCUGGGCAUCGAAGACGACCCCGCCCUACUUGAUACCUGUGCAUUCGCAAGCUGGAGGAGUUGUCGAGCCUCUGGUAGGAGAGGCCACCCAGAUCCGAGGAGUUGGCACCGGCACAUUUGAAGCAGCGGCGUUCGAGCCCUCCCUGUUAGCCAGCCUCCAGUGCACAUGCACAUCGGGCAAGUGGUAUUUCGAGACCGUCUUUGGACCAAUGGCUGGGAGCUGUCGAACAGGUGUUGUUCAAUCUGGGUCACAGAUGUUCUCCGCACAGCUUGGAGGUGACACAGAAAGCUGGGGCUUCGGACCAGAAGGCCUGUGGCAUGCAGGCGAGCUGGUGCAGCCGAGGACUGGGCCAGGACCUGCAGUUCUCGGAGCAUUGCUGAACUUGGACGAUGGGUGGCUCAAGUUCGUGGUUGAUGGAGCUGGCGCAGAGCAAGCUGCUAUCGACACUCAGAGAGGAUGGCUGCCUGCAUGGAGCUUCACAGGCACGGUGGGAAUCCGAUUGGACGGGCGUUUCGCUUACGAUCCACCUCCAGGGUUCUUGCCAAUUCGCAGAGCAGCCUUCCGGGAGUCACCUCAGGUGGUUGCAAAUGUUGUGGGAAUCCUCUUGUCUGACAGCCAAAGCGAGCUAGCCGAUCGUGUCACCCCCGCGCUUCAGCUUUCGCAAGCAAUGGCAACAAGUGUCAUCAUCAGAGACGUUGAGGGAUAUGUGGCGCCAGCUGCAUCAGCGGCCCCACGAGACCAGUCGAUGAAUUCUUCUGGCGAGUAUUACAUGCUGCUUUCUAGCGGCGAGCAUGAGCAGAAGAACACACCUGCAAGUGGGCCCACCUUAGAGGACAAGCUAGCAGCCUACAAGGCCCGCAAAGAGAGGUUAAAGCAGCAAAAGCAGCAAAAGGCCUCCAGGGCAACCGAGAAGAGACAAAUGUUUGAUCGCGAGAUGGGAAAGACCUAUACCGAGCAGCAGGCUAUUGAGGAGCUCUUGCAUGAUUCUCCAACGAAGGCUUUCGCCAGAACUGCAGACACAAGCUGGGGUCCUGCUGUGGAGCGCUACCUGUCAAGUACCUCAGAGAGCUCUCAAACUUCCGCAGCGUCAGUGAACUCUGGGCGGAUAGUUCAUGAGCAGGUAGCCAGGGUCUACUCCGGUCGCAAGUUAGACGAGGACAGGCAGGUCAAUGAUGACCAUUGUGAAGAGCCACAAGUCCGCCGCAUGUGGUCGCUUGAUGAUGCAGCGAGCCAGCAGCGGCCGCCACUGCAGCAGCCUCAGGGCAGGUCGCGCUUGCUUGUCAGCUUGUAG